AUGCGCACAACAAUCAUCCUCUCCCUGUUCAGUGCAGCAACCGCCGUGCUAGGCGAGCAAUAUACCGCCAGAAAGCUCUACCAGCUAGACCCCGGAACAUGGAUCGAGAACUUCGCCCAGAAGGGCUCCUCCUGGUACACCCGUAUGACUCGUCUCGACAGCCCAGAAGUGCUCGAGGUAGACCCGACGCACCAGCACGGGGGUCCUCGAACGAUCUAUACAUUCCCAAAUGCAACAAACGCCACCGGCAUCACAGAACUCUCUACAGAUAACUAUGGUGUCCUGACGCUCAAUGGACCUCCCGAAAACGCAGCCGUUUCAAUAUGGACCUUCAAUACCACCGGCGAAUCAUCUGCAACACCUGUCAUCGAGAAUAUCGAAGGCGCCCAGAUAUUAAACGGUCUCGCUGCAUUCUCCCCCAGUAUCGUCUUCGCAGCCGAUAGUCCGACUGGUGCCAUUUACAGGAUCAAUCUUGAAUCCGGUACCGCGGAGAAGGUUCUUUCUGGGAAUGGGAUUACCCCUGGCGUUAAUGGGCUCAGAUACAAGCAGCCGUAUCUGUACUAUACGAACAGUCUGAAUGGCGUCUUUGGAAGGAUUGAGAUUGACCCAACGAGUGGUGAUCUAGUCGGCAGUACUGAGGUUGUAGUCAGAGGGGAUAUUCUGGUAGGCGCUGAUGACUUCGCGCUUGCUGGCUGGACAGACGCAGCCUUUGUGGCGAAUUUCCAGCAGAAUACGCUUGUUCGUGUGCAUAUUGGAAAUGGGACAGCAGAGGUUGUUGUUAGGGAUAUCCCUGCCCCGACCACGGCGACGUUUAGAUUGGGCGUCUUGUACGUUGGGACCAGUGGAACUGAGAGCGAUGGAGGAGCGAGCUUUUGGUCUGUUGUCGUUCCUGACCAGCAAACUGUUUGA
Molecule: messenger RNA, 909 nt
Organism: Aspergillus versicolor CBS 583.65
Lineage: Eukaryota; Fungi; Ascomycota; Eurotiomycetes; Eurotiales; Aspergillaceae
Exons: 1
Coding region: 1-909 (302 amino acids)
Source: RefSeq, a predicted model, not a curated record